Clunio marinus is the source of this 1713-nucleotide messenger RNA. Lineage: Eukaryota; Metazoa; Arthropoda; Insecta; Diptera; Chironomidae. The record is from the annotation of a GenBank genome assembly.
AUGACUUCAAACAUUUCAUUUAAUGACACAUUUGACGUUGUAAAAUUCCAAGAACAAAUUCUUAGAAACAAAUGUCGAUUAUGUUUGAAACCAGUAAAUUCCGAAACUGAUAAAAUACAACUAACAGAAAAGUUUAAAGAUAUGAUACAUAACAUCUUGCAAAUUCGGUUAAUUUCAUCAUCAAUAGCUUCGAAUUUCAUUUGUCAAAUAUGUCGCUCCCAAGUUAAUGACUUUUAUCUUUUUAAAAGAAAAAUGAAUGAUCAACAAAAUUUACUUAAGAACUUCUUAGUUGUCGAUGAUUUUAUUGAUUUCAAAACUGAUCUUGAUACUACUUUAAAUGAGACUGAAACAAACGAAAACAUGUUGACGGAAAACACGAAAAAAUAUGACACAUUAGAACAAAGACUUAAAAAAUCCUUAGCUGCGAAUGAUACGACAACAGAUUUUGAAGGAACUGAUUUCAACACUGAUCUUAGCACUAUUUUAAAUGAAACUGAAACAAACGAUAGUAUGUUGACAGAAAACUCCAAAAAGUAUGACAAAAUAUUAAAAAGAUUUGAAGAAUCCUUAGCUGCGAAUGAUUCAACAACAGAUUUUGAUGAAACUGAGUUCAACCCUGAUCUCGGCACUACUUUAAAUGAAACUGAAACUAACUGUAGCCUGUUGACAGAGAACUCCAAAAUGUAUAACAAAUUAUUAAAAAGAUUUGAAGAUUCCUUAGCUGCGAAUGAUUCAACAACAGAUUUUGAUGAAACUGAUUUCAACACUGAUCUUGGCACUACUUUAAAUGAAACUGAUACAAACGAUAGUAUGUUGACAGACAUAUCCAAAGAGAAUGACAAAUUAAUGGAAAAAGAAUUUCAUCUAAACAAAUCCUUAGCUUUGAAUUCAAUAACAGAUUUUGAUGAAACUGAUUUGAACACUGAUCUCAGUACCACUUUAAUAGAAACUGAAAUAAGCAUGUCAUCAACCAUUUUAAAACCAAACAAAAAUUCAAUUUCUAACAUUCAGCUUGAAGACAGUUUAAUGGAAAUAGAAAUUGAAACAAAUAAAAGCAAAAAUAUGGACGACGAAAAAGAAAUCGGUGACGCUCAGAAAAUACAUUGCAAAACUUGUGGAAAACUUUUGAAACGCAAAAGUUUAAAGAGACAUAUUUUAAGGAUUCAUAAGAUAGAGAAAAAACCUUCUGUUUGUAAAAUUUGUGGAAAAGAUUUAAAAAGCCAGUUCUCUUUGAAGAUGCAUAUGAAAAAGGUUCACGACAAACCCUUCGAAUGUGACAUUUGUGGAAAGAAAUUCUUCAAUAAAGGUGCUAUCAGUGAACACUUGAUGUCACAUGUCCCAGAGGAAUUUCAAAUCAAACAAUAUAAAUGCCAAUUAUGUGGACUAUCUUAUCACAGAAGGGGAUCACUCAACUAUCAUCUAUCUACACAUAAAGAAAAAAAUAAAGAAAAAACGGUUCAAUGUGUUGGCCCGGGAUGUACAAAAAUGUAUUACAAUAGAUCUAAUAUGAUGCACCAUUAUCGCAAUCACUGUGAAAACAAAAAAACAAUUCACAAAACAAAUUCAAUCAAUUGGCAGUUGUCCAAUAUAAACUGCCCAGUUGGCAGUUGUGAAUAUUCAGGAUCAAGAAAGCAUCAUGUUAAAGCACAUUUUUUACGUAUGCAUUCAAAUCUUUCUCGUGAUGCAUUGGAAAAUUAUAUAAGCCAAAUAUAA